AAAUCGCUCUCGGCUCCUUCCUGUAGUAACAGCCGCCGCUGCUGCUGCCGCCAGGAGCCCGGGCCCGAGCGAGAGCCGCCGGGCGGACCGCCGGCCCCGCCGCUGGACGGCUCGGCCCUGCAGGUACCCGGCCAUGGCGGGGUGGAUCCAGGCCCAGCAGCUGCAGGGAGAUGCGCUGCGCCAAAUGCAGGUGCUGUAUGGGCAGCACUUCCCCAUCGAGGUCCGGCACUACUUGGCACAGUGGAUCGAGAGCCAGCCGUGGGAUGCCAUUGACUUGGACAGUCCUCAAGACCGGGCCCAGGCUACCCAGCUCCUGGAAGGCCUGGUGCAGGAGCUACAGAAGAAGGCGGAACACCAGGUGGGGGAAGAUGGGUUCUUGCUGAAGAUCAAGCUGGGGCACUAUGCCACACAGCUCCAGAACACGUAUGACCGCUGCCCCAUGGAGCUGGUCCGCUGCAUCCGCCACAUUCUGUACAAUGAACAGAGGCUGGUCCGAGAAGCCAACAAUGGCACUUCUCCAGCUGGCAGCCUUGCUGAUGCCAUGUCCCAGAAACACCUUCAGAUCAACCAGACGUUUGAGGAGCUGCGACUGGUCACGCAGGACACGGAAAAUGAACUGAAGAAGCUGCAGCAGACUCAGGAGUACUUCAUCAUCCAGUAUCAGGAGAGCCUGAGGAUCCAGGCUCAGUUUACCCAGCUGUCUCAGCUGACCCCCCAGGAGCGCCUGAGCCGGGAGACGACCCUCCAGCAGAAGCAGGUGUCCCUGGAGGCCUGGCUGCAGCGCGAGGCCCAGACACUGCAGCAGUACCGCGUGGAGCUGGCUGAGAAGCACCAGAAGACCUUGCAGCUGUUGCGGAAGCAGCAGACCAUCAUUCUGGAUGAUGAGCUGAUCCAGUGGAAGAGGCGGCAGCAGCUGGCAGGGAAUGGGGGCCCCCCCGAGGGCAGCCUGGAUGUGCUGCAGUCCUGGUGUGAGAAGUUGGCAGAGAUCAUCUGGCAGAACCGGCAGCAGAUCCGCAGAGCCGAGCACCUCUGCCAGCAGCUGCCCAUCCCCGGCCCCGUGGAGGAGAUGCUGGCAGAGGUCAACGCCACCAUCACAGACAUCAUCUCAGCCCUGGUGACCAGCACCUUCAUUAUCGAGAAGCAGCCCCCCCAGGUCCUGAAGACGCAGACCAAGUUUGCGGCCACAGUGCGCCUGCUGGUGGGCGGGAAGCUCAAUGUGCACAUGAAUCCCCCCCAGGUGAAGGCCACCAUCAUCAGCGAGCAGCAAGCCAAGUCGCUGCUCAAGAAUGAGAACACCCGCAAUGAGUGUAGUGGAGAGAUCUUGAACAACUGCUGUGUGAUGGAGUAUCACCAAGCCACAGGCACCCUCAGUGCCCACUUCAGAAACAUGUCACUAAAGAGGAUCAAGCGUGCUGACAGGCGGGGCGCAGAGUCAGUGACAGAGGAGAAGUUCACGGUCCUGUUUGAAUCUCAAUUCAGCGUUGGCAGCAAUGAGCUUGUGUUCCAGGUUAAGACCCUGUCCCUUCCCGUGGUUGUCAUCGUUCAUGGUAGUCAGGACCACAAUGCUACUGCCACUGUACUUUGGGACAAUGCCUUUGCUGAACCGGGCAGGGUGCCAUUCGCCGUGCCUGACAAAGUGCUGUGGCCACAGCUGUGUGAAGCCCUCAACAUGAAGUUCAAGGCUGAGGUGCAGAGCAACCGGGGCCUGACCAAGGAGAACCUCGUGUUCCUGGCGCAGAAACUGUUCAACAGCAGCAGCAGCCACCUCGAGGACUACAGCAGCAUGUCCGUGUCCUGGUCCCAGUUCAACAGGGAGAACUUGCCCGGCUGGAACUACACCUUUUGGCAGUGGUUCGAUGGGGUCAUGGAGGUGCUGAAGAAGCAUCACAAGCCCCACUGGAAUGAUGGGGCCAUCCUUGGUUUUGUGAAUAAGCAACAGGCCCACGACUUACUCAUCAACAAGCCAGAUGGGACCUUCUUGUUACGCUUUAGUGACUCAGAAAUUGGGGGGAUCACCAUUGCCUGGAAGUUUGACUCUCCUGACCGAAACUUGUGGAACCUGAAGCCAUUCACCACGAGGGAUUUUUCCAUCCGGUCACUGGCCGAUCGGCUGGGGGACCUGAGCUAUCUCAUCUAUGUGUUUCCCGACCGGCCCAAGGAUGAGGUCUUCUCCAAGUACUACACUCCUGUGCUCGCUAAAGCAGUGGAUGGAUACGUGAAGCCACAGAUCAAGCAAGUGGUACCUGAGUUUGUGAAUGCCUCUGCGGACUCUACCGGGGGCAGCGCCACCUACAUGGAUCAGGCCCCCUCCCCCGCUGUGUGCCCCCAGACUCAUUAUAACAUGUUCCCACAGAACCCUGACCCUGUCAUCGAUCAGGAUGGAGAAUUUGACCUGGAUGAGACUAUGGACGUGGCGAGGCAUGUGGAGGAACUCUUACGCCGCCCGAUGGACAGUCUGGACCCCCGGCUCUCCCCGCCCACUGGGCUCUUCACUUCUGCCCGCGGCUCACUCUCCUGAAUGUGUGAAUACGACGCUUCCUCUCUGGGAACAUACUCAGCACCAAGGAUUCAUAUUCAUUGUCAUUCUAAUAUUGCUGUGCAUAUCGGUGCCCCUUCUGCGGGCAGCACAUGUCUGUGCACAUGUAAGCGUGUGUGCGUGUGUGUGUGUGUGUGUGUGUGUGUGUGUCUGCAUGAGGUGUGCUUGGGUGUGUGGCUGUGGCAGCUACAGCCGCCACCUUCUCCAGAUAAAAGCGUUCUGACAGCUCACCGGGUCUGUCUCUGUGGUAGAGAUGGAGCUGCUUCUGUUGCAGGUACUCAAUGCAGACAGACCUGUCCUUGCCAGGGCCUUUGCUCAGCAGCUAUCUGAAUGACAUUCUCCAAGGGGGAUGAAGACAGGCACUGACUCCAGGCUUAGGCUGUCUUUCUGACUUAGCAGCUUCACCCCCAUGUGUGCGCGCUCAUGUAUGUAUGCACAUCUGUUCUCAUGCACAUGUGUCUGUUUUCCUCAGGAGGGAGGCCGGGGUUUGUGUAAAGUAAUAUUUUAUACGUUAAUAAUAACUAUGGACUUCAGGCUUUGUGUAAAAUAAGAGCUCAUCGAGAUUGGCUGUGCUGUUCAACACAGCAGAAAUGGGUCAUGAGUAAGGUUUGUCAGAGCUGCCAAGUCUGUAGUUUCUUAACCUCUUGGCCUCCAGCCAGGGGGCUUAAGCUUCCAAUCUGAUGUUGCUGCCUGUGUUCCUGCAACUCUUUCCACCCAAUAUCUCUUCCCCUCCAUCAAAAAAGGCCCUAGCCUUUUUUGCCCUUGCCUUCCUGCACCCUCUUACAGGGGGUUGGGGGGUGAUCUUGUGCUGGUCUAGGACAGGGUGAAUGAACAGGGGACCAAAGACUAGCAGGGCUGAUCUCCUCUCCUCCUGGGAAAGAAAAAAAAAAAAAAAAAAGCAGAUCAGCCUCUAAUGGCAUGCCUGUGGAAUCUGGAGUGAGGGUUGUAAAAACUGAUCUUGCUCCACUAUGGGAGGCUAAAGCUGGACUAGGCCUCACUGCAGUUACAUAACCAACCAGCUGUGAUCUGAGAAGCCUCCCAACUUCACACACACUGCGAUUCUGUGACAGGUAGCCAGGGGCAGCUGCUGGCAGGAAGUAGGGAAAUCCUUGAUUUAAACAUCUCUGAAGGAAGGUAGGGGUGAAAAGGGCUCUUUUGUACUUUGUACAUGGGCGUGCAAUUUGUGUAAACCAUGUUUUGAAUAAAUUUUUUUUCAUAAA
Messenger RNA from Erinaceus europaeus (western European hedgehog), 3756 nucleotides. It is a transcript of the gene STAT5A, whose product is annotated as signal transducer and activator of transcription 5A. Bases 134 to 2518 code for a protein of 794 amino acids. The transcript is spliced from 19 exons. NCBI's taxonomy places the organism in Eukaryota, Metazoa, Chordata, Mammalia, Eulipotyphla, Erinaceidae. The record is from RefSeq and is a predicted model, not a curated record. Gene Ontology annotation, molecular function: DNA-binding transcription factor activity, RNA polymerase II-specific; RNA polymerase II cis-regulatory region sequence-specific DNA binding. Gene Ontology annotation, biological process: regulation of transcription by RNA polymerase II; growth hormone receptor signaling pathway via JAK-STAT; regulation of cell population proliferation.